AUGCCGGAGAUCAAGCUGAGGGCUGCGACCACAGGUGCUGAGAUCGCCGUUCUCAGCGCAGAGCCGCUUGAGUUGGUAGCCCGACUCCGGCGGGCGGUUGUUGCGGCUGGCUAUGGCGGGCCGCCCGAGCUGUUCUGCGGCCUGCGUUUGCUGCAUGGGGAAAAUGUGCUGCGCGACUGCGAGACGCUGGAGGCUUCGGGUCUCGCUGGCGGUGGGGCUGUGGACGUCGUGAGGCUGCCAGCCUUGGAGCUCUGGCGCGAGGGAAAGGUUACAUGGAACACCAUCGAUGUGCCACUUGGCGGGCCACUGUGCAUCGGCGUCUCUGUGCGGCCUGUGGGUCGCGAUCGCAUCCUCGCAUUCCCAGCCCGACCUGCUUGGAGGCGUUACAGCGAAGAGCUUGGCGACUCUGCUUCCCGUGAUUUUCUCGGCAAGUAUGAGAUCAUGCAUCAUGAGCAUACGGACCUUUGGCUGAUUGGCGCGAAUGAGCCCUUCGCGCUGGAGGGGUCCGUGGCCGCAGGCAGUGGCUACGUCAGCGCAAGGCAGAUUCCUCUACCACUUCCGGACCCGAGUCAGGGAAUCCACGCCUUCGACUUCCAGGAUGGUCUUGCCACUGUUCUCUUGGCUCCGGGAUGCUCGGGCGAUCCUAUGAAGGAGCUGCAGAAGGGUGUGAUUCAGAAAUUUCGUCUUUGCGGCAUCGAAGAAGACGAUCUGCGCAGCGUCAAGUUCGAGCUCGCGGGUGAGCCCACUCCAUUCAGGUUCAAGUUUCCUGAUGCCUCUGCGGAUCAUGACCCCAGGCAACCCACAGCGUACGAGCCGGUUAUAAGAAGGUUCGAUUGGCAGGAAGGCGACCAAUCUGAUGGCCGUGAAGGCAAGAAGCCAGACAUGAUCCAAUGGUGCCACGAUGCGGAACGGAUCACAUUGCAGUCAAACUCCUUGCGCUGCUACACCUUGGGUCGGGAUCGUUGUGGCCAAGUGGUGGCGACGCGCGGGCGGAACAACCAGGAUCCGGAGGACGACAUGUUCUAUGAAAUUUGCGAGUUGAAGGAAGACGGCGGUGAGCUGAAGAAACUUGCUACUGGCAAGGUCCAAGGCCACAUGAACAGCCAUUGCCAAGCCCUUGGGGAUCGGCUCAUGUUGUUCGCUGGCCCUCAUGCCGGCGAGGAUGCGUUUUACGAGAAGAUGCGGCUGAUGGAAUGGCCGACAGGAGAAGUAAUUCGAGAGAUCCCCCUCGCCAUUGCGCCGAGAUACAUUGAGGUGGAGUGGGAGCGGGGCAUCUUGUGUGGAAGCACGCAGACCUUCUUCACCUGCUGGACAGAGGAGUGCCAGAGUACGACAUUUGCCUUUGCGACUCCGGAGAUUUGA
Molecule: messenger RNA, 1362 nt
Organism: Symbiodinium pilosum
Lineage: Eukaryota; Dinophyceae; Suessiales; Symbiodiniaceae
Source: the annotation of a GenBank genome assembly